Molecule: messenger RNA, 3631 nt
Organism: Oryzias latipes (Japanese medaka)
Lineage: Eukaryota; Metazoa; Chordata; Actinopteri; Beloniformes; Adrianichthyidae
Gene: thbs3a
Product: thrombospondin 3a
Biological process (GO): cell adhesion
Cellular component (GO): extracellular region
Molecular function (GO): calcium ion binding
Source: RefSeq, a predicted model, not a curated record
AGGAGCCAGCAGCCCAUCCCGAUGGUUCUCCGUGCAAACCCUCUGCCUCCGGGUUCGGUUCGUCUCUGUUCCAGGCUGAAGGACCACCCCAGUUCCGGACCGGCGCCCCCGCGUUUCAAAGUUCUGGACCUGGUUCUAGGGAGUGCCCGUGGGUCCAGAAUGGGUUGGUCUGUCCCGCUUCUGCUGUCAGUCAUGUGCGCGCGCCUCACGGUGGGAGUCCCGGACGGAGCGGACUUCCAAGUGAUUGACGUGCUGAGUCUCCAGGAUGCAAAGCAGAGCUCCGUGGCAGUGAAGAAGCUGUCGGACGGUCUGAGUGAGCUCAGUGACGUGUACGUGGUGUCGACGUUCCGGCUGCCGCCGAAGUCGAGCGGCGUCCUGAUGGGUCUCUACAGCAAGCAGGACAGCAGGAAAUACCUGGAGGUCGCCGUCAUGGGGAAGAUCAAUAAAGUUGUGGUCCGGUACGCGAAGGCCGACGGCAAAAUCCAAAUGGCUAACCUGCAGAACGCCAACCUGGCUGAUGGGCGGGCUCACGCCAUCAUCCUGCGCCUGGGCGGCCUGCGGCGCAGCAGGAUGCAGCUGGAGCUGUACGCGGACUGCCGGCUGGUGGACUCCUCCCAGGACCUGCCGCCGCUGCCUCCUCUGCCCGAGGAGGCGGAGACGGUGGAGGUCCGUCACGGACAGAAGACGUACUCCCGCCUGCAGGGGUCCUUGGAGUCCCUCCAGCUGGCUCUAGGGGGCAGCGUUGUAAAGGCUGGAGCUCUCACCGACUGUCCGUUUCAAGACUCAUCAGCUUACAACUCAGCGAGGGGGGAGGUCAGCUCCAUCCUGGGUGAUCACACCAAGGCCCUGAUUGGUCAGCUCAUCAUCUUCAACCAGAUCUUGGGGGAGCUGCGGCAGGACAUCCGGGAGCAGGUGAAGGAGAUGGCGCUGAUCCGGAACACCAUCCUGGAGUGUCAGGUUUGUGGCUUCCACGAGCCCCGCCCCCGCUGCUCCCCCAACCCCUGCUUCAGCGGCGUGUCCUGCAUGGACAGCCUGCAGUACCCCGGCUACGUCUGCGGACCCUGCCCGCCCGGAACCACCGGCAACGGGACGCACUGCAGCGACAUCGACGAGUGCGAGCUGCAGCCCUGCUUUUCCCCUGAAGCCUGCGUGAACACGAUGGGGGGGUUCAGCUGUCACCCCUGCCCUCCCGGGCUGUGGGGGCCCCCGUUAGCGGGGACUGGACUGGACUACGCCAAAGCGCACAGACAGGAGUGUGUGGACGUCGACGAGUGUGUGGACCUUCCUGAUGCCUGUGUGUCAAACUCCAUCUGCAUCAACAGCCUGGGCUCCUACAGGUGUGGAGGCUGUAAACCCGGUUUCUUUGGGAACCAGACGACAGGCUGCCUCCCGAGGCUGUCCUGCGCCGCCUUGGCCUUUGACCCCUGUGACACCAACGCCCAGUGCACCAUGCAGAGGAACGGGGAGGUGUCCUGCAGGUGUAACGUGGGUUGGGCCGGGAACGGGCACACCUGUGGGGAGGACACGGACAUCGACGGCUAUCCGGACCGCCCCCUGCCCUGCAUGGACAACAACAAACACUGCAGAAAGGACAACUGCGUGUUCACGCCGAACUCUGGUCAGGAGGAUGCCGACAACGACGGCAUCGGCGACCAGUGCGACGAGGACGCAGACGGAGACGGCAUCAAGAACGUGGAGGACAACUGCCGCCUGGUCUCCAACAAAGACCAGCAGAACUCGGACAGCGACUCGUUUGGUGAUGCGUGUGAUAACUGUCCCACAGACCCAAACAGCGACCAGACAGACACCGACAACAACGGACAGGGAGACGCCUGCGACCAGGACAUCGACGGAGACGGUAUUCCCAACAUUCUGGACAACUGUCCGAAGGUGCCAAACCCGCUACAGACGGACAGAGACAGAGACGCGGUGGGGGACGCCUGCGACAGCUGCCCUGAGAUCAGCAACCCCACACAGACGGAUAUAGACAACGACCUGGUGGGAGACCUCUGUGACACCAACCAGGACAGGGACGGAGACGGACAUCAGGACAGCAGAGACAACUGUCCGGACAUCCCCAACAGCUCCCAGCUGGACUCUGACAACGACGGCCUCGGCGACGACUGCGAUGACGACGACGACAACGACAACAUCCAUGACGACACGGACAACUGCAGACUCAUCCCAAACCCCAACCAGAAAGAUUCGGACGGAAAUGGAGUCGGAGACGUCUGUGAGAACGACUUUGACAACGACGCCGUCAUGGAUAUGGUUGAUGCGUGUCCAGAGAGCGCCGAGGUCACCCUUACCGACUUCAGGGCCUUUCAGACGGUGAUUCUGGACCCAGAAGGAGACACCCAGAUCGACCCCCAAUGGGUGGUGCUGAAUCAGGGCAAGGAGAUCAUCCAGACCAUGAACAGUGAUCCCGGUUUAGCCAUUGGCUACACGGCGUUUAACGGCGUUGACUUUGAAGGCACCUUCCACGUCAACACAGUGACAGACGACGACUACGCCGGCUUCAUCUUCGGUUACCAGGACUCGUCCAGCUUCUACGUGGUGAUGUGGAAGCAGGUGGAGCAGCUGUACUGGCAGUCUGUCCCCUUCAAGGCCAAGGCGGAGGCCACGCUGCAGCUCAAGGCUGUGAAGUCCCAAACCGGCCCUGGAGGGUAUCUGAGGAAUGCUUUGUGGCACACCGGAGACACGCCUGGAGAGGUGACGCUGCUCUGGAAGGAUCCACGCAACACGGGCUGGAAGGACCAAACCUCGUACCGCUGGCAGCUGAGCCACAGACCGCAGGUGGGAUACAUCAGGGUGAAGCUGUUUGAGGGUAAAACCAUGGUGGCCGACUCUGGCGUGGUGAUCGACACCUCCAUGAGGGGGGGCCGGCUGGGAGUCUUCUGCUUCUCCCAGGAGAACAUCAUCUGGUCCAACCUGCGCUACAGAUGCAACGACACGGUUCCUGAGGACUUCAAGACCCACCGGCAGCAAGUGAUGACGCACAUCCAGGUCUGAGCUUUGGGGAGGGACAGACCCCCAAACACCCGACAAACUGGCCCAAUUCCACCGAUUCCCAGGAUGUUAGGCAGCACCUGAACGCGCAGUGACUGCUUCCAUCCCUCUGUGGGUGAAGUCAUACAGAAACGUAACACUACAUUACCAACAGCCUUGACUCACAUGAACUGAAGUCCCGUCCCGUUCCUGAUCCGUAGAUCAACCCUUCAGGGAAGCCUGUCCACAAGGUUAAGGAGUGUUUCUAGGAAUUUAGGGCCAUUCUUCCAAAAGUAUAUAGCUGAGGUCACACACUGAUGUUGGUGGAGAGGCCUCAUCUGUGGUGCUGUGGUAGGGCGGUUGACCUCUGAUCGAAAGACUACAGGUUUAAUUCCCGCCUUGCCCGCCCAAAUGUCAAAGUGCCCUUGGACAAGACACUGAACCCCACCUUGUCUCUGGUAGAAGGUUGUCUCCUGUGUUCAGCUGAGGAGGGCCAUCGCUGUGAAUGGGACUGAAAAGCGCUGUAUAAGUAUGCGCCAUUUACCUUUAACCCUUGUGCUAUCCUAGGCACUUUAACAUUGGGAGUGGGGUCAUCUAGACCCACUAGACAGAGCUCUGAACCUUUUUUCUUCAAUGAUUUGUG